AGUUUAGUCUCUGGCGACCACGCGCACACCCACAUCAUCAUGUCUUCUGCAGCUGAACAGUCUGCAAAAUGCACAACGAAACAAUUUAGGUUUAUUGGUUAAAUUAUCAAUCACUCAUUAAUACAUUGACUGACGUCUGCUUCCUCCAAGCGCAGAUUCAUUUGACAAAGCAGAAUAACACCCCUCGAAGAGAGAAUGAAUUUUACUUCAUUUUAUUUCUUCAGUAACUGAUUAAUCCGUUUCGGGAUAUUAACAACUGUGUAGGCUAAAGCUAUUUCCGGAAGAAAAAUUUUUUGCCAGAAUUUUCUUUGUAAUAAUAGUGAUUCGUCGACCAAUUUGUGCUUUGGCAUUUUACCGACGCUACCAUGACUACAGGCAAUCAGUAUUUCACAUUAAAAAACUCAUCGGUUUUUUUUGCAAAUUUAUGAAGCCGCACGCGCGGCGAGCGUUAGAUAGGACACCAGCUCAAUCUGUGCAAGAUGAGGCUAGGUUUCCAGUCUACCAGCAAAGAUCUGUUGCUUGGCGACGUGUUGAAACAGAGGUGUAUCGCAUAUCGGAGCCGAAGCAAGGUUGUGUGCGUGUACGUGUAAGCCGAGGCCCAUUUCCGGCUAUGCGUUGGCAUGAUUCGUGGCCUACGGACAGUCUCCGAUCAACAAUAUGCGUUAGAGACAGCAUUUGUUCAACAUCGAGCGACUUAGUGUACUUAUCUCUCAUCAUAUAGCGUGACUACUACAAAGGGCCAACAGCAUUCUUUGACAGCAGAGUUCCACAGACAGCUUCAAGAUGCCGUCUGAGAAGGGGAGUGGAAAGACCGACAUGGAACGCAUCGGCCUGUUUCAGGAGAUGGAAUAUGUGACAAUUAGUGAUAAAUACAAAAUGCCUGGAACAAAGGCCUUCAACGUGUCCGCUUACAAAGGCAAGCAAAUGCUGCCUGGUGGAAGCAAGACCAGGACGGCAGGGCAAGGGGGUUACUUCAGCGAGAAGUUCACCCGCAUCAUGGAGGGCGAAGCGUACAGUGACCCUGUGAAGAUGCGUAGGCAGUACAAAGUCAAGGAAUCCAAGAAGAACAUUGGGAAGGCAUUCCUGCCCAGCAGUGGGACCAAAAUGCAGAGUGGACUUGGCAACCAUUAUGGCACACUAUCCGGUCCUGUGGGAGCCUUCAGUCCGGUGAAGAAACCCGGAAAACCCUACAAAUCGGACGGUAGAAACUUCACCACAAAUCCAGGAAAAAUCGGAACAGGAUAUGGGUACCCAUCGCUAACGAUAGGCAAAGGCUAUACCUAUUCAUCCAACCCAUACAACAAAGGCAAAGAAUUAAGACGGAAAGAACUAGAGGCCCACAAGAGCGCGACCAAAGGUGGAGCCUUCAAGCUGGGGAUGCACCCGAAGGCAGUGUUUGACGCCAACCCCUACGCUACUGACAAACCCUUGCCACCCAUCAAGAAGAUCGGAACGCCCAAGAGAGAAGUCAAACCGUUCAAGCCCAGUCACCCAGCAAAAGAAAUUGCUGGUUGCAAGGCGGGGACCUUUGACCCUUACCCCUCUCAUUCCAACGAUCCCUACAAGCUCAAGAAGAAGAAAGGACCUCCGCCAAUGAACAACAGCGGCAAGAUAUUCAUGCCUUCACCGGGUCCCAAAUCGGCGACCACCACUUCCAUCAUCAACCAGAACGUUUUCAGGACCAUUAAUAGCACCAACUUCAGACAAGUCAUAGCAUCAUCAGUAUAGGACAGGAGAGCCCAAGUUUAUUGCCCAAGGACAGAGAGACAUUUCCAGAUGACCGUUGUACCAGUGCAAGGUGGACUUGAUAUUGCAUUGUAACUCUUCUACAACGGUUGAAUACUGACGGCUCGAGUCCAGACUAGAGAAAGGUGAAAGAUGCGAACCUGUCAACAUGGAAACGUUGUUAAGGUUACGUUACAUUUUUGUUCUGAAUUGCCGGCUAAAGUAAAUAUAGCCCAAACCACGAAUGACGGUUACUUACCUCAUCCUGCUUGUCAUAACAAGUGCGCUGAUUUAACUUUCCAACUUCCUGUCCAACUGUCCACCAAAGAGUUAAUAUUCACUAAGUUAAUUGGAAAUUAUAUUUGCUGUGUCGAUGUACAUAAGUAUAUUUUAUAACUGCCUCAUUUUUUUUUGUAAAGUGAUGUGUAUAUACAUGUACAAAGCCAUUUACCGUUUUCAUAUUUUAAUACAGAAAAGUUCAUUCUGAGGUACAAUCACAUGUGAAAUUUUAGUAUUUGGAGUCUGAAGUAUGAGACGGAAAAUUCCUGUACGUAUCAGACACACAACUUUUCUUUCUGAAGCUGUGUCUCCAGUUUUGUAAUCCCUAUAUAUGCCAUUACAAAUUGAAAACCACUGUACGUCUACAAUUUUUGGACAGCUUAGAAUGUCGUAUUUCUUUCUGAUGCUCUAGAUGUUUGCCUGACGUGUACUGUGGGUUGUAGUUAUGAAGAAAUCCGGCCACUUUCCAGCCACUGGUGUUCAGUGCAAAAUUCCGUCCAAGCGAAAUGUGUUUGCUGAAUAUUGCUUUGGUGCCUAACAGAUUUGUAAAAUCUUGCUGCUUUUGUUAGAGUUUUGCAUAAUUAAUUAUUUACAUUUCUGGUGAUAUGUUUUCAAGAUCAUGCGUACAUUUCACUAUGGGGCACAUUCCAUAAUAAGCAGCAAGCAGCAAAUUUUAACAUUAGUAGACAAAUGAUGUGAAAUGAAUAUUCGUGUCACAGCAGGGUUUCUUAAAGAGACAACAUUUUCGACAAACUGUCAAAUAUGUUUGGGCGACAUGCCCAGAAGUAGCUCAGAUGCCAACUUGAAGAUCUUGACUUUUUACAAAGGCUGCAGCAUGUUUGUUUCGCUUGUCCUUUGUGUCUUAUUUUCCAGAAAAUCAUGGUUGACAAAUUCAUCCACAUUAAAACUUUUGGAAAUACAUGAGUAUGACGUAUUCCAGUUUGAUAUUUACGUGGUUUUGUUUGUUUUAAUAUUGUUUUUCCCUUCCUUUAUGCAAUUGUACGUUUAUUUGAUAUGUUUUGUAAUUUCUUUGAUCUACUAAGAACUAACUGGUUUGUUUGUAAGGUACUAAAUGAAUCACAAAACAAGGGCAAAAUAUGCAAAAUUCUGACAUUUCAAUAAAUAAAUUACUAUAACAUU
Molecule: messenger RNA, 3144 nt
Organism: Acanthaster planci (crown-of-thorns starfish)
Lineage: Eukaryota; Metazoa; Echinodermata; Asteroidea; Valvatida; Acanthasteridae
Gene: c4orf47
Product: chromosome 4 open reading frame 47
Cellular component (GO): centrosome; cytoplasmic microtubule
Source: RefSeq, a predicted model, not a curated record